Molecule: messenger RNA, 210 nt
Organism: Penicillium antarcticum
Lineage: Eukaryota; Fungi; Ascomycota; Eurotiomycetes; Eurotiales; Aspergillaceae
Exons: 2
Coding region: 1-210 (69 amino acids)
Source: RefSeq, a predicted model, not a curated record
AUGCCGCCAACCACCCUUAGAGGCGGUUUACCAGUCGUUACAAUUGUAAUGGCCCGUAUGGUAGAUGGCACAAAGGACCAUGGAGUUAGACCGUUCCUAGGCCAGCUUGGCAAUGGAAACAAAAUUUGCAAAGGCGUCGAAUCGACGUCCGGACCUAAUCACACCAAGAGUCCUGCCUGGAUGUUCGCCUACCAAAGUCCUCCCUACUAG